UCCAAGGUAAACAACUUUUAAAAAGCUUCUGUAGAAGGCAAAUAAAUCUCUGACUUAUCGGACAAAAAUCAAUAUGUGGUAAUAGAAAAGUUUAACAAUGAGUCACGUUCCUGUCUGAACUGUCAAUAUAUCAUGUCAAUAAGACUUGUUGAACUUAAGACAAAUGUUAAACCGAUGGCUCCAGAAAAUCCGUGUGCAGUGGCACGCUGUUGAUAUGCAUGCCUCUGAUGUUUGAACAAAAAGUGCUACUGGACAACAGAAAAAUGCUAUGCUGUUUUGCGGAAAUGUUGCACUAAAAGAUUUCUUUCACCGUAAACAUGACCACCCCUCACAGGCAGAUUUGGCACCAAUCAAGUUCUGUUAUUUCUGAGGUGGAUCACAGAGAUUUGGCAAUCAUCGGGGAAUAUCUAGAGGGUCCACCUCAACUGCUGAAACACAAACGCGUGGAAAGGGACCCAGACUAUGACAAUAUAGAGAACAUAUAUGCAAGACUUCCAAGUAAAUCUCCCUCCCCCAGACAACUAAGGCCAGUACACAUCACAUGUGAGUGUCAUAAAAAAAGUCAGACACUUGGAACAGGUAAACAUGGCCGGUCGAAUGAGAGGGGCAGCUCAGGAGAAGAAUCUGAGGAAGAGGAAGAUGUUGACCUUGGGGUGCUGUUGAAGAUGCUUGAUGGACUGAGCAAACGACCAGACAGCAAAAUUUCCUGUCAGGCCUUUCAGGGCGUACUAGAGGGGUUUUCCUGUCAAGAGGCCCUCAAAGGGGAAGAAAUUAAUAAGGUUUGCCAGUAUUUGGAAUCAGAAAGCUUAAAGAUAAAAGAGAUGACUUGGUGUUUGAUAAGUAAGCUGUGUGGAAAUGUGUCUAAUGUGAUUCUGCUUCUGGAGAGGAAUCUUGUGAGGAACAUGACCCAGGCUAUCAGUGCCUCCGCUCAGUGCCUGGGACCGUGUUUAGAGACACUCAUAAAUGUGGUGGGUCAUGAGAGCCUUAAGGAUGAUUGGUAUGAGUCAGUCCUGAGUGAUUUUGUGCCCCUACUUCUGGCUGCCCUGUCUAUGGAGGAUAUAGCCUUGGAACACAAGUACAGGAUUGGAUGUUUCUUCCAUUGUCUAGGAAAGGAGCAGGACUUCUUAGGAAUUAUUGAAAAUCGAGUCCUACCAAUUUUAUCUGGAAUGAGGAAUUCCAGUUCUAAAUUAAAGGAGAUCUACACUAAAAUUUUGGGAGAGGUUGUGAAAAAUGAAGACUCUACGAUGUCUGGUAGUGUUGACCAGGGAGUGACCACUGUAGCGGUCAGCAUGCUCAAAGAGGGACCUUGUGACCAGCAGAUUGAGGCAUUAUCACUCCUGUGCAUUCUCGCAGAGACAGACAAAGGGAGGACCACUGUAAUUAAUGAUGAUGAAAUUCUCCCCACUGCCCUCAUCUGUGUCCAGCAAUCUAAGUGCAGAUUAGUGAGACAGAGGGCGUUGGUGUUGAUGAACCAUGUGACCAUCACUAGACGGCUGGGACUGUGUAAGGAAGUGAUGACCCACUUGUCCCACAGUCUGCUGCCUGGUCACCAGGCUGACAAAGUACAGGUUGGGGUCAGGCAGGAGAGGGAGGGCAGGCUGUGGAGGGGGCUGGACAGUUACGUGGAAAUGUUAGCAAAACUCUUCUGUAAAGAAGCUAAGAUAGAAAGGAACAGCUUACAGAAGGUAAUAAAGUGUGGGUACAGACCAGGAUGUGAUGUCCAGCUAUUGGUCAAUUGUUCCGUGGCCAUUCUGAAUGUCUGUCUAUGGCCAGCUCACAGAAAUAAGCAGGAUUUGAAUUCACUUGACCUGUCCAGCUUCACAGAUUGUGAAGUUCAAAGGAAGAAGUAUGGGAAAAUCAACAGAGCCCUGGUACAGAUGGUGUGGGAUUCCUUUGGAAAUUGUAUGUUCGAGUUGUUGUCAUUCUUCUCUAGGAAACUCCGAAACAUUUUAGAGUUAGCUCUGCAGGCCAGGGAAGGCAAACAUCUCUGUUCAGAGCAUGAAGCCAAGUCUGCCGGUGGACUGAAGGUUCUGGAUCGACUUGGAUUUGCUGAUCUGUACGCUGUUUUUGAAGAAAGAGAGGUGGAUCUUAUUGUGAUUCUUCUGGAGCUUGUGCUUGUUAUGUCCCUGUGUUCAUGUAAAAGUUUCUCAGAUUUCUUUCCUACUUCUGCCAAAUCAAAUAAAAAGUCUUCAACUGCCAACUCAAAAUCAGACAUCUCCACACAAGGGUCUCUGACUCGUCCUGGUUCACCUUUGAAAAGCAGACCGACAAGUGCAAUAGGUUUGUCCUCCGUGUCAGAAGAGGAGCGUCGUCAAGGACUCAAACAAAAGGAGAUCAGUGCAGAGCGACGGUUGCUAAGGAAGUGCCUGUAUGAACAGGAUGUGGUUCGAGUGGUACUGCCUUUCAUUCAGUGCUCACAUUUACAAUGUCAGGUUUUCUCUUGUGAGAUCCUUAGAGCUAACAUUCAGGCCAUAGAGGAAAGGGAGAUAACUCUGAACAGCCUUUUUGGUCCAACCAAUGCCAGCGCCAGUGCCAAACUCCGUCCUCAGUCAGCUGUGGCAUCCAUAUCUACUGACCUCCGCCUUCAGCAGGCCCUUCAUACUAUGUCUCCACAUGUGGCUCACAUUGUCAAGGAUGCUCUGGGGACGAGGCUGGCCCCUUCCACCCCACACGUGAUCCCCAGGGUAGAGGAAGAACCGGAUACAAAUUCAGAAGCUGUGUCCAGACUCAGUCAGUAUGUGAUUGACAACAGACCCAAGUCUAGACAGACAGACUCCAUUCCAGAAGUGCCCAAGCCUGUUCUUGAUCCGGUAAAGCCUGUAGCUCUCCAGUGUAGGGAUCUCCUGUUACAGGAGGGUGGAUCUAGGAUUUUAACACCACUAUUUGCUUCUUCUCUGGAAGUUAAAAAGCUAUGUGCACUCCUACUGGGGGAUCUAGUGCGUUUUGGAAAUGUUGAUGUACACAUGACCCUGUCACAACUGGGCUGUAUGCAAAAACUACUAGACUUCUUAAGAACCAAUACCAAUAAUGAACUAAUAGAGAUCAUUGGUCUGAUCAUUGUCCAGAUGCUGGUGAAGAGUGACAAAAGAAUAGAGGAGGUCUUCAAUCAUUAUGGAGGCACCAGGUUGCUGAUGGCUAUGGUAAAAUUCACCACUGGUGACCUUAAAAAGCAGGCCAUCAGCACGCUGAAAACAGUGACCCGUGGAACAAAAAAGAACAGACCUAGCUCAGCACCAGUGUCUACAAGCAAGAAAGCCCCGGAUGUGUGGGACAAGAUCCAACAGCAAUGGGCAAAGCAGGAUAAGGUGGAGGAGGUGUUACACCAGUGGUACAGAUAGACAAACAAUGUGUUGAUAUACAUAUACAUUCUAGUGGUACGGAUAGACAAUUUCACAAUAUUACAGAUAGGAAAACAAACCCCAAAGUACGUCACAGAAUGGGGCUAUUACAAACGUCAUUAACUGUUGUAUUAUUUGAUUGGCAAGUGUUGCAUUACCCUAUCUACAUGUAUGUUCACUAUUAUGUAGUAGUAACACUGUAUCAUGCCUUGUCAUUUAUCACAUUUCUUUGAAUCCUGAUACUGGUUUUCAAUUGAAAGUGUUUGUGAUUUGUGCUCAAUAAAUCAGUCAAACAAUGAUACUGUUUCUAUAUCGUCUGCAUUCAGUGACGUCAGACUGGAUUGUUUAUCGUCUGCAUUCAGUGACGUCAGACUGGAUUGUUUAUCGUCUGCAUUCAGUGACGUCAGACUGGAUUGUUUUUCUGGUUCAGAUUGCAACCCUCAGUAACAUGUCAGUUUUUUUUUUGUCCUCGUUUAAUGUACAACUGGAUUGACUCUAUUGGUGUCGUUCUUGUUAAUAAAAACUAUGGCCUGCAAACAAACUAUUUCAAGAAAUGGAACGAUUUGUCUAGAUGUCUUAAGAAAGAAAAUUAUUAAAAUGUAUUAAACAUGAGUGGAAGUCA
Ostrea edulis (European flat oyster) is the source of this 3960-nucleotide messenger RNA. RefSeq lists its product as uncharacterized. NCBI's taxonomy places the organism in Eukaryota, Metazoa, Mollusca, Bivalvia, Ostreida, Ostreidae. The coding region runs from base 318 to 3338 and encodes 1006 amino acids. The transcript is spliced from 18 exons. The record is from RefSeq and is a predicted model, not a curated record.